UAGACCGGGGUAUCUAUCUCCAUUGGAACCACACAACAUAUCAUCAGCAGAUCUAGGCGGAUCUAACACCACCGCCUCCGAAUCUAUAGGAAAAAAUAAAAAGGAAAGAGGGACGCCUGACCAGAUUACUUUCUGCGCCUGCGCGGGUCAACAUCCGGGUGGUUGGGGAAUUAGAAGGCCUGUACGUAACUCUUGCAGGUGGGGAAAGGCGCUUCCUUUUCUGGAUCGGAAUCGGAGGACGACGCGGAAAUGACGUACAAGAGGCAGGCGCGUAUUCCCGCGACGGGCGGCAGGUCGCACCUACCCGAGCGGUGGGAGGGGAGAGAAGAGGAGGAAGAGAAGUAGGGAAGGUUCCUGUCCCGCGCAGUGGCUGCUGGGUGCUCCCACGCUUUCUUUUCCUCAUCUCUCCCCGCCCCCCGCCCCCUUUCUCCUCCUCCCUAUCUCCCCCGCCCCCGCCCGGCAGCCGGCCCCGCUCCGUCCCUGGCGUGACUCGGCACGUCGGUCGCGGUGAGGAGAAGACGCCGAGGCGUCUGCGUGUCUUCGUCCCCGCUUCCCCGGGCGUCCUCCCUCUUCGGUCCGGAACCCGGUGGUUCCUGCAGGCCCCUCCCGCGACCAUGGUGGGAGUGAAGGUGGUCGGGACAGACCCGGAUUUCCAGCCGGAGCUGAGUGGCGCGGGCUCCCGACUCGCUGUGGUCAAGUUCACCAUGAGAGGCUGUGGGCCAUGUUUACGAAUAGCACCAGCUUUUAAUGCUCUGAGCAAUAAGUAUCCACAGGCAGUUUUUUUGGAAGUGGAUGUUCAUCAGUGCCAGGGAACAGCUGCCACCAACAAUAUAUCAGCAACACCCACAUUUCUCUUUUUUCGAAACAAAGUGAGAAUCGACCAGUAUCAAGGAGCAGAUGCUGUGGGAUUAGAAGAUAAAAUUAAGCAACACUUAGAAAACGACCCUGGAAACAAUGAAGACACGGAUAUCCCCAAAGGCUAUAUGGAUUUAAUGCCCUUUAUUAACAAAGCUGGCUGUGAAUGUCUUAAUGAAAGUGAUGAGCAUGGAUUUGAUAACUGUUUACGUAAAGACCCUUCCUUUUUGGAAUCUGACUGUGAUGAACAGUUGCUUAUUACUGUGGCUUUCAAUCAACCUGUUAAGCUUUAUUCCAUGAAAUUUCAAGGGCCAGAUAAUGGUCAGGGUCCUAAAUAUAUAAAAAUCUUUAUCAAUCUACCCCGAUCUAUGGAUUUUGAAGAGGCAGAAAGAAGUGAACCAACUCAAGCCCUGGAACUAACACAAGAUGAUAUUAAAGAAGAUGGUAUUGUCCAACUUCGUUAUGUAAAAUUCCAAAAUGUUAACAGUGUAACUUUAUUUGUUCAGUCCAAUCAAGGUGAAGAAGAGACAACAAGAGUUUCAUAUUUUACAUUUAUUGGUACUCCAGUUCAAGCAACAAAUAUGAAUGACUUCAAACGACUGAUUAAUCCAACUCAAAUGAACUAAAAACACAGAAGAUUUUUUUAAAUGAAGUAAUAUAAAGAUUGAUCUUGUCCCACUCUACUCCCCUCCUUGCUUCUCUGCUCAUCUAGCACCUGUCUGCUCUCACCCUUUCCACAAUAUCACCAUUGCUGGUGCAAGAGCCUUCUCUACAGCUCCUAUCAUCUGGAUCAGCCUUCUUGUAUCUAUAAUACACCAACCUUCUCUCUUCAGUUCCCACCUUAGUCAUUUCUCUCACUUGGGCUAUUAAUUUUGUUUUCUUUACAACUAAGUGCUUUUAUUUAUUUAUCAUAUCAUCUGUCUUACACUGCUUUCUGUUAAUUUUUAAUUUUCUGCUGUUUUAUACUUAAUUUCAUAAAGAAUUUUUAAGAAGUUGCACUUCAAAUUACAAAUCUAGCUAAUUUUUAUAUUUGCUAAAUUAAUGUGAUAUAAGAUAAUUAGACCUGAAGGCUGCUUUAGUUUUUGUUUUAGUGUAUCAUAUAUUCUUUAGUUGAUUUCAUUUAGCAUAUUAAAUAUUGCUUAACCCAUAAUAGCAUUUUCAGAUUCUUUGGUACUCACAAAAUGUUUUUAGGUAGACUAUGAAAGGGAUAGAAGAGUGAAGAGAAAAACAAGUAUCUCAUUUCUGAUUGAUUUUGUACCCUGAUUAGAAGGCUUUCCUAAAAAUAGUUGUUUCUUAUUUGUUUUUUAUUUAACUUGUGUUUAUUUUAAACUUAAAAAACUUAGAGUAAAGAUAUACUGUGUCUCUUACAUAACAAAUAGCUCAGGGCCAGAUAUAGGGUAGGACUAAUAGUAAAGUCAAAGACUGUUGGAAUUUUCUAAAAAAUGAAAUUUUUAGCAUCUAGUAUUGAUAUAUACCAGAUGCUAUUAGUCAGUGAAAUUGAAGUAUGGGCUCAGAGAAGAAAGGGGAAAAAACCCUUAGGGCUUGGGGGUGGGAAAUCUAAAUGUACUGGUAUGCUUAAUUUCUUUUUUUUACAGAGAAUACACAUUGGCAAGUUGAGAGGUAUCAUCCUGUGAAACCAGUAUGCAGAUUUGUAUCUUCACUGUUACACAUCUGCUAACAUUUUACUAUUUAAUAUAUUAGUAAGGGGAGGUGUUUGUUUUGUUGUUUGGUGGGGGUGGCGUUGCUUAAUCCAAAAGCUUAUUGUUGUAUUUGUUACCCAGUAAUAUAGUAAACAAUAAAUGCUUGUAAUCAUCUCCUUAAAUAGACUUCUGAAUACAGUUGAAUCUCUCUCACUGUCCCUAGUAGUUCUUAAAUAUUCUUUACUUCUUUUCCCAUUUCCUAUUCUUAAAACUCUAUGUGCUACUAUUAGUAUUUUGAUAGUUUCUUGAUGUGUUAGUUUUGUUAAUAACUAGAAUAAUUGCCCCUGGGUAAGAGAAAAAUAUGCAUUUAGAAUACUUUAUUUAGUAUUCUAUUUAGAAUUUAGAAUAGAAAUGCUAGAGCCAGGAGGGCUCUUAGAGAUCCAUCUGGUCUAUCUUGUAAGAUAGACCUUGUAAGUGACCUUUGAACCAAUGGAUGACAUUCUGAACUUUUUUUACCUUCUAGAUUUGUUAUAUACAACAUGUUCCAAAAGUUUUUGUGCAGUUUUAAGCUAUUAAAGAUUAACGUAACAAGAAAUAAUAGAGCUAAAGUUUGAUAGCUUAAAGCUUCACUAAGAUUUUUGGGAUAUCCUGUAUGUUGGAGAGUUGACAUGAAUAUUGUAGGAUAGAAAAUAACUGCUAUUGUCAGGAGAGACUAUAUAAAUGGUAAAUUACAGUGCAUUUUAUAUUCACCUAGUUCUAUUAAAAUGCAGUUUAUUUGAUUGUAGACUUUUAGCACUAAGUGUGAUUGGGAUGUAAAUUUUAUAUUUUAAUGUCAAAAUAGAUUUGUAGAUCUUUUGGCAGAAACAAGCUUUUACUUACAUUUUUUGAACUUUUUAUAUUUAUUGGAGCCAGUAUGCCAAAUCCAAAAGAAAAGAACUAAAUCUAGUAGAAAACAGUAUGCAUUAAGGAAAAUAGCAUCUCUUCCUGUAAAAAUUAGUUUGUUUGAUAGUCUUUUUAUUGCAUGUCUAUACACUGUAGAGGAAAUUUAGAAAAAUGUCAAUGGCAUAAAAAGAUGGAUUUAACAUACCGCUAAUAUAACUUUUUUCAAUAGGCACUUAAUUAAAAUUUUUUUUAGUAGUAUGGAAGAUAUGUUUUGUUGUACUCAUAAGAGCUUUUUGUUUUGUUAACUUAUCUAAAUCAUCAACCUUGCUUGGGAAACUGUGUGGAAAGCCAGAAAAAUCCUGCAUGGUGUUCCAUUUAUUCUUUGUCAGUUGGGGGUCACAAUUUAUUCUAUCACUGAAGAUAGAUUGCAUGCCAAAAAGAUGCUGUGGUAAAAAUUUAUGCUAAUUUGGGUGGAUUGUUUUGUCUGUGUUUUGAAAAUGCAUGUUUCCAAAUCAAUUUAUGGAUUUAAAGUUACUUUUCUUUCUUUCUAGGUAGUUGGUAAGAAAGGAGAAAGCCAUUAAGAUACAGAAUACACUGGAAAGAACUUAUUGCAAUCACAAUGGAUCUUCACUUUAUCUUCGGCUCCUGGAUAAUUGCUUGACCCUAGCCAGAGACUGUCAAUGUUUCCUUUAAUGCCAUUACCAAUAAAUCAUUGCUUUUGUUCAGAUGGUUUCACUAGUGUUUCUAUUGUAAUCUUGAUACAUGUAUUUGUAAAUAAAAGUCAUUACUUUUGCCAAAUUUAAUUUUUGUCAUUUUAAGUACGUAAGAAUUUUUAAUUUUCAUUUGUUUCAAAAUUUGCUGGCUUCUGAUUUUGGGAGACUUAACAUAUCUAUCUAUAUGUUACUGGCUGACAGUUGACUUUUUUAAAUUGUGAAACUGUCAUAAUUAAGGGUUAUCUGUUUUUGAGAAAGUAUCAGUUUAAUACAAUAAAAAUUUGAAAUGCAAGGGAUUGGGAAAAAUCAAUUUUGAAGUGCCCAUGUUUGUAUUAUGUAAUAUUUUUAUUAGAGAACAGUUGGUUAUCUAGGGAAUAGGAAUUUUUCUUUAACUUUUGAAUAGACUUUAAAAUUCAAUUGUCUACAAAUGUUACCUGCAAACUAUUGGAUAAUAGGAUUGAAAAUUUCUAGGUCUAAUCCCUUACCACACCAAAAUUUUUAUGCCCUCUGAAUCAUUUGUGAGUUACCAUUAUAUUUAUUGUGGCUAUAUGGACAUUAAUCAUUAGGUAAAAAUAUAGUACUUGAAAUUAAAAUCGUUUAGUGUCAUUAAAUAAAGUUAUUCCUAUUAUUUCAUUCAUUUAACAAA
Monodelphis domestica (gray short-tailed opossum) is the source of this 4736-nucleotide messenger RNA. The record is from RefSeq and is a predicted model, not a curated record. Lineage: Eukaryota; Metazoa; Chordata; Mammalia; Didelphimorphia; Didelphidae.